Molecule: messenger RNA, 4863 nt
Organism: Anopheles marshallii
Lineage: Eukaryota; Metazoa; Arthropoda; Insecta; Diptera; Culicidae
Product: dystrophin
Exons: 18
Coding region: 1-4863 (1620 amino acids)
Biological process (GO): synaptic signaling
Cellular component (GO): plasma membrane
Molecular function (GO): zinc ion binding; protein binding
Source: RefSeq, a predicted model, not a curated record
AUGGAACAACAGCAGACCGUCGCCUUGAAAGAGACCUACACACGCCCCGCUGGAGUAGAACCAUCCAACUCGCAUCUAUUUCGAGCCAGUCAUGCAAAACCGCCUGAAAUUCCUGUCCGUGUCGGUGCAGGAAGUGUCAAAGCACCUGAAAUACCUCCGAAAAAUCUUACGAAACGACCAACCACUAUCGGUGCUUCAAAUAAGGAUGAGAACAUCCCAAGCGCUAGCAUGGUAUUAUUACAACGUGUUGCACCAAACCGUGCGCCUCCAUUGCCACAAAAGUCGACCAGUCUUGCACAGGGUAGCUCGAAUAGCACAAUUCUACAGCACGCACCACAUUCCGUUGCUUCCGGCGUGGGAAUAGCAGCUUCCCCGGCGACUGUAACGUCAGCAGCAGCAGCAGCAGCACCAUCAUCAUCCGCAUUAGCAAGUGGUGUCGUGUCUACCAGGACGAAUGAUGCAUUAGGCAAAGAGCGCUCGUCCACAACAAAAACGACGACAAAACCUACAAAGCUGGAAGAUUAUGGAUCCGAAGAUGCUCUACGUGGAAUUGAGAGUGGUUUGCGAAAUGUGGAACGCGCAAUUAAAGAGCAGAUGAGUCUACGAUCUUCGGUGGAAGCAGAAGAGCAGCAGAGCAUCGCACAUCCGGUGAAAUUCGGACGGCUAGAGCUAAUGGGUAAACAUUCCAAUUCAAUGGGGUCGGCCACAUCGUUGGACAAUCCUUUCGAUGGACCCGGUACGGCUUCAGGUAUGGCGCAAGGGUUUAAGUUCGAUCGGUUCGAUCAAAACCCAAAGCAAAUGGGGUUGGAACGUGGAGUAAGCAUGGAAAAGUUGCGCUUUGACUCUGGAGGUUCCGGAUCAUUUCAUGACCAUACCACAAAUGGUAUGGAACACGGCAUACCACAAAGACCGAUGGAGCAUCAGUUUCGUUCGUUGGAUCGACACCUUCCGCUCGAAUUGCAAUACGGAAGCAGCCAACAGCGGCAACGAUCUCAGGAGAUGGAGUUUAUCAAACAGCAGCUUCUUCCCGUUAUCGCUCGUAGUAAGGAAACGAACAGCUUGAAUCGUCAGAUGGGAUUGUCCAAGGACGAUCUUCGGACAAGGCGGCGUUCGUCGCAUGAUGAGAGUCUGUUUUCAAUUAACAAUUCAGCUCCACGCAUGAAAGAGCAAUGGGAGGAUACAAACCAAUCGGUAAUGCAACGCAAAACCCAGCUCACAGCAAUGCUCGGGGACUCUCAAAGAUACGAAGCAAAGAGGCUAGAAAUAGACGCUUGGUUAAGCAGAAUGGAGACAAUAACGGAACGGAUGGGACCAGUGGCAACGACGGCCGACGUAUUGGACAUUCAACAGAAAGAGCAAAAGUCCUUCCAUGCGGAGCUGCAUAAAUUUAAUCAUCAAAUUGAAUUAUUCAACCAACUGACCCAAAAACUAAUAUCGGUAUACCAGUGUGACGAUACAUCGAGAAUUAAGAGAAUGACCGAAUCAAUCAACCUGAGGUACAAUAACUUAAAUAACUCUAUUAUUUCGAGAGGGAAACAACUUCAUGCCGCCAUACAUUCAUUGCAAACAUUUGAUCGUACAUUUGAACAGUUCCUCGGUUGGCUGAGUGAAGCAGAAUCGCUAUGUGAGAAUACGGAAUCGGAGGCGGACAGGAAUCCACAUUGCUUAAAGGAUUUGCAAUCAGAAAUCGACGCAAACCGGAAGGUAUACGAAGGACUGGAUAAUACUGGACGUAAGCUGCUGCGUUCGUUAACAUCACAAGAGGAUGCUGUAAUGUUGCAGCACAAGUUGGACGAAAUGAAUCAGCGUUGGAACCAUCUGAAUUCGCGCAGUGCCGCCAUUAGGAACCGUUUGGAAUCAAAUUCCGAUCAUUGGAAUGCUCUACUGCUUUCGUCUCGCGAACUUACGGAGUGGGUAAUUCGGAAAAAUACCGAACUCACCUCGAUCGGAUUCGGCUCGAUCAAUGGUGAUUCCAACAGCUUGCAAAUGCAGUUGGAUGAGCAUAAAGCAUUUCGCCGCCAACUUGACGAUAAGAGGUCUAUUAUCGAGAACAACCUUAUGAAUGGCAGGCAAUACAUAUCAAAUGAAUCACCACUCUCCGAUACAAGUGAUUCCGAAGCAAUUGAUGAAACUAUGUACAUAUCUACCGAAGAACAAAAUCGCAUUCUGAGCCGAAGCAUACGCCGGGAGGUGAACAAACUGUCGGAACAAUGGACACUGUUGAUUGAAAGGUGCGACAAAUGGAAGCAUCGGCUGGAUGAAAAUAUUACGAAAAUGCGACAAUUUCAAAAAAUACUCGAAGAUUUAAGCUCACGAGUAGCUUCAGCUGAAACAAUUACCCACUCGUGGACAAUCCCCGCCCCGGGGUCGGACACUACCGAAGAGAUGCAGCAUUUACAACGCUUGAAGGACAAACUUACCACAGCUAAUGCACUGCUGGAUGACUGUAACGAGCAGCAAAACUUUUUCUCCUCCUGUCGUGUAAUCGUUCCGAGCCCGUAUUUGGCCAAGCUUGAAGAUAUUAAUACACGCAUGAAGCUUUUACACAUUGCUGUAGAAGAACGGUUCAAAGUUCUGCAGCAAAGUAAUCAAACGCAUGUUAGUGGGGAAGAUGGUAUGCUUGGAAGCCAUCAUGAGGAGGGUGGAAAAUUUACCAAACCUCUUCACAUUGUCGGUGGAGGUACGACUGUUCCAAACCUAGAAAAAAGCGUCCAAAUACCAUGGGAACGUGCAGUGACACCUGCCAAUGUGCCUUAUUAUAUCAAUCACGAACGUGAAAGCACACAUUGGGAUCAUCCAGAAAUGAUAGAGCUAAUGAAAUCUUUAGCUGAUCUGAACGAAGUCCGAUUUUCCGCUUACCGCACUGCGUUGAAGCUCCGAACAGUCCAGAAAAGACUCGCUUUCGAUCGUUUGAAUAUGAGUGUUGCCAUCGAAAUUUUUGAUCGAUAUGGUUUGCGGGCACAGAAUGAUAAACUGAUUGAUAUACCCGACAUGACAACGAUUUUAAAUUCGUUGUACACAACGCUGGAACCCAACGAUCGUGCAGUUAUGCUAGAUUUGGCUAUCAAUUGGAUACUCAAUGUGUAUGAUUCUCAGCGAACGGGACAAAUACGGGUACUCAGCUUCAAGGUUGGAUUAAUUCUAUUGUGCCGCGGGCAUCUGGAGGAGAAAUAUCGUUAUCUCUUUCGGUUGAUUGCGGAUCUGGAGAAAAAGGUAGAUCAGCGGAAAAUGGGGCUGCUAUUGCACGAUUGCAUACAAGUGCCCCGCCAGCUGGGGGAAGUUGCCGCCUUUGGUGGCUCCAACAUUGAACCUUCGGUCCGAUCGUGCUUUGAGCUUGCUGGUGGUGUUAGUCAAAACGGCGAAUUGUUAGAAACGGCAAUUGAAGCGCAACACUUUCUCAGCUGGCUCCAACAUGAACCCCAAAGCAUCGUAUGGCUUCCCGUGUUACAUAGACUUGUGGCGGCUGAAACUGCGAAGCAUCAAGCUAAAUGUAACAUAUGCAAGGAGUACCCGAUAGAAGGUUUUCGGUACCGGUGCCUGAAAUGUUUCAAUUUCGACAUGUGCCAAAAAUGUUUCUUUACUGGACGCAGUACAAAGAAUCACAAACUAAGUCACCCAAUGCACGAAUACUGCACAACGGCUACAUCGACGGAAGAUGUAAGAGAUUUCACCAGAGCACUGAGGAACAAGUUUAAAAGCCGCAAAUAUUUUAAGAAGCAUCCUCGCGUUGGUUACCUUCCCGUACAAAGUGUGCUCGAAGGUGAUGCUCUGGAAAGUCCUAUCCCAAGCCCACAACACGGAACUCACACACUGCAGAACGAUAUGCACUCUCGGUUGGAAAUGUAUGCAUCCCGUUUGGCACAGGUGGAGUGUGGCACUCGAUCCAACUCCACACCUGACAGUGACGAUGAACAUCAGCUGAUUGCACAGUACUGUCAAGCGUUGCCAGCAGCAAACGCGACCGGUAACACAACGGGCAGCGGUGGUCCCAAGUCCCCGGUGCAGGUAAUGGCUGCAAUGGAAGCCGAGCAGCGAGAGGAGCUGGAAACUAUGAUAAAAGAGUUAGAGGAAGAAAAUGCAAAUUUACAGGCCGAAUAUGAAAAGCUUAAGGCAAAGAAAACAAGCACUCCCAUCACUACACCGGAUGAAGGAUAUAAAACUCCGACAUCUACAUCGAAUGCUAUACUUUCAUCUGUCACACCGACUUCUACCGGUGGUUCGGAUAUGGUCACAGAGGCCAAACUGUUGCGACAACAUAAAGGAAGAUUGGAAGCUAGAAUGCAGAUAUUAGAAGACCAUAACAAGCAGUUGGAAGCACAAUUGCAACGCUUACGACAGUUGUUGCACGAGCCAACACCUCCGAAACCUCAAACGCUACAAACUAGGUCCGUAACAGCAUCCCAACUAAAUACCGAUUCGCCGGCUAAAAUGCAACAUAAUGGUCAUUAUGAUCAGAAAAUUCCCUCUGAAUUGAAUCAAAAACCUACAUCUCUGUAUGGUCCCGUCGGAGGAGGCAGCAUCAAUGGGUACCUUUCAAUGGUGGGCGAUGAAAUGAGACAACGGGAGCAGUACAGUGUGGAUGUUUAUGACAAAACAGGGGCAGGAGCAGCCGCUGUAACUAAUGCCUUUUCAUCAAAUAAACCAGUAGGUUCUGGUGGAGGUGUUGGUAUGGGUAGUGGAGGGAAUGGAAGUAUGAUGCCAUUGGAAUACGGGAUGGAUGAACGACCACCGCCACCACCACAUUCAAGUUUAUUACACAUGGCCGACGACCUCAAUAAAGCCGUAGAGGAAUUGGUCCACAUCAUGACAACGGAGUCGAAGGAUGAAUUGCAACACGAGAACAAAACAGCGGGACUGCAAUAA